AUGGUAAUCCGGGUCGUCGCGGUGUCUGUCACGGUUAGGGUGGAUGUGGACGUCACUGGCACAGUGACUGUGGUCGAGAAGCUCACAGUGGCGGUUGUGGUUUGCGUUGGAAGCGUUACAGUAGUGAUUGCGGUGCUUGAUACCGUAGCCGUAGACGUUGGUAAAGUUGCCGUUAGCGGUAUGGUGGACGUGAUGAGUGACAGAGUUAGCUGGGUAUUCGGCGAUAGGGAAACGGUCUCGGUUACGCUAACUACUGCACAACCGGGCACGGUCACCUGCUUGCGAACGGUAACACAACCCACCGUUACGGAAACGGUUCCGGUAACAAACUUUGCCACCAUCACUAAUACCGCAAGUACGUACACCAUCAUCACGCCGACCCCGGUACAGCUUACCGAAAUGUCUACCAUAACGCUUUCGACUACGAUCUCCACCAUUACACCGAGCACAACCAUUACCAGCAUCACUACGAAUACGGUCACUUCCACACCACCGCUAGUGCCGACUACGAUUAGCACCACCGGCAUCAUACUUGUCUCGUCGACAGUCGUUAUGCGUCAACUGUUACCCAUUCUCUGUCUGGUGGCUUUAUGUCACGCAGAAAUUCCAGUCUUCGAAAUUGGCUCGUUCCCUGCCGACACCGAUACAAAGGCUGCGCCGAGUCAAAAGCAGGACCAAUUUGGAGGAUAUGUCGUAGAGAAGCCCACGGAACAGCUCCCGGAACCGUCCAACCAAUGUCAAGGUGGUCCGGACGAGUGUGGUUACAACUACGAACCGCCCAAGUGUCCAUGGGAAGAUGGCCAAGCGCAAACAACCACCGAAACGACGACCGAGUUCCGUACGGAAACGCGCGUACAGACAGAGACGGCCACAGUAACUGAAACCAUUCCGACAACUAUCACGACUACACUGACCAGUGCCACUCCGUUCUGUGGAGCUACCAAUACUUAUCUGCCACCGGAUACGACGACUACUUUACCACCGGAAACUAAUACGGUCACCGUAACGCAGCCACCUGUGACAACAACUAAAACAUUGCCACCGACAACGACCACGAUUACCUCACGGGGAACUCCGUUUACGACGGAGCGUACGAUCACGCCGACAACCACGAUCGUUAUCAGCAAAACGCCUUUCGUGACCGCUACACGUACGGUAACGCCUACCUCGACAAACAUUAUCACUGCCAGCAGUGUUUCGAUUACGCGCACGAUCACACCGACAUCGACGUUCAUCUCGUACAUGCCGUCUACGACGAUCACCCGUACGGUAACGCCUACGUCGACUAAUGUGUACUACGCCGACUCGGUCACCGUCAACCGUACAGUGACACCGACGUCUACUAACGUCUUCUAUCUACCCUCGACAACGGUCAACCGCACCGUAACGCCUACCUCCACGAAUGUGUUCUACGCCAACUCGGUCACCGUUAACCGCACCGUAACGCCUACCAGUACCAAUGUGUUCUAUCUGCCAUCGACUACGGUCAAUCGUACUGUAACACCUACCUCAACCAAUGUGUUCUACGUUGCCUCGGUAACGGUAAACCGUACCGUAACGCCUACCUCUACUAGACUCUUCUAUCUCGACUCGGUCACUGUGGAUAGGACCGUCGUUCCGACGUCGACCGUUGUCAUUACCCUGGACACGACACGUACCCAGACGCGCACGGUAACACCGACGUACGUUGUGCAGCAAACGGCCGAUACGGCUACCGUUACUAGAACUCUUACUCCAUCGUUCGUCGUUACGGAAAGCGUGCCAACGGUAACGCUUACACGCACAUUCACUCCAUCCAGUGUUUUAACGACGACGGCCGCUACAACGAACGUAAUCACACGCACCGUUACACCGCAAGCAACAAGCACCACCACUGUUACGGCCCCUGUUCGUACCAUCACUCAGACAGCGUCCACUACCGUCACCGUUACGCCUAAGCUUUCGGUAACACCUACCAUCUACUCAACCGUUACAUUGCCACCCGUCAUCAAGACCGUUUGUGAACCGGCCCGAACCUAUCUGCCCGAUCCGGGUGUAACGACCAUCACCCGCACACAGACGGAAACCAAAACGGAAGUAUCGACAACCACCGUAAUCGCCUGCACGCCUACCAACGCAUACCUGCCGGUAAAGGAAACCGUAGCCGCCAAUCAGCUAUCACCUGCCUUUGCCCGCGUACCGAAUCUACACCGUGAAGUACUGCCGCCCCAGGACGAUGAACGUCAAAAUAAGAUCUGGAACGCUUAA
Messenger RNA from Anopheles maculipalpis, 2247 nucleotides. Its product is annotated as mucin-2-like. The transcript has 4 exons. Lineage: Eukaryota; Metazoa; Arthropoda; Insecta; Diptera; Culicidae. The coding region runs from base 1 to 2247 and encodes 748 amino acids. The record is from RefSeq and is a predicted model, not a curated record.